Archocentrus centrarchus (flier cichlid) is the source of this 2449-nucleotide messenger RNA. RefSeq names its product trafficking regulator of GLUT4 (SLC2A4) 1a (gene trarg1a). The transcript has 3 exons. Gene Ontology annotation, cellular component: membrane. The coding region runs from base 602 to 1144 and encodes 180 amino acids. Lineage: Eukaryota; Metazoa; Chordata; Actinopteri; Cichliformes; Cichlidae. The record is from RefSeq and is a predicted model, not a curated record.
AGUGUCUCGUUUGGGGGGGGUCUGCUUCGAGAGUCACGUUUCACCUUAAUCUUUCUUUCUUAUGAAAAAAGAAAGAAAACAUUUCAAGCUACUUUUGAAUGAACAGAUAAACUCGGGCUUAAGAGGUGGGACUGGACUGGAUCUGGAUGGGUGACGGAAGCUCCUCUCACUGAUCUGGAUGUGUCAAAGAGGAGGGAAGCUUUAUGUUCUGAGCUCCUUUCGGAAUGACUCGAGUAUCGGGUGUGAACAGAAUGCAAGGGACUGAAGAAGAAAAAUGAUGUUUACAGGAAUCGCGCUGCUUUCACCUGAUUUUAUUCGUUUCUUUUAGGAAGUUUAGCCAGCGCAUCUGAGCCCACAAAGCAGAUCAUCUCAUUUGUAGCCGUCCACCACACCUCGGUUUGUCAGCCUCCUCAUUAUCAAAUUGAUCCCAGCUUUAAAGAUUAAUUGUAAAAACUUCCAUUUGACUGUGUGAGGAGAUGCUGAUAUUCACUGUUUUGUAAUCAGUCUUGAGCCUUUGUUUUUGUUUUGUUUUUUUGUUUGUUUGUUUAGUUUGUUUUGUUUGCAGCUUUAUAAUAUAUAUAUGCAUAUCUAAGAGGUAAAUAUGGCCAUCAACACGGACGCCAACUUCCAGAGGUCCAACUUGGGUGAAGGCGGAGGAGGCGCUCAGCCGGCAGACUUCCAGGAAACUGAGAAACUACUUGCAGUGACCACCGAGCCUGGAGGUAACGAGAUGAAAAUGUCCACCUCUUUCACGGUCAACGUGGGCAGUGACAAGGGUCUGGAAGCCGAGGAGAACGGCCACAGCGUCUCCGUGAGAUCGGGCUCCACGGGGCAGCUGGCAGCCGCCGCCCCUCUCUCCCCCUCCAAGGCGAGUCUGAGCCGCUCCUCCACCGGGAACGCGGUCCAAGAGACCCCGAAGCCCAGGGAUUACCUCAUCCUCGUCAUCUUCUCCUGCCUCUUCCCCGUUUGGCCCGUCAGCAUCGUCGCACUGGUGUACUCCAUUAUGUCCAGAAACAGCCUCCAGGCAGGGGAUAUAGAUGGAGCCAGGAGGCUGGGUCGACUGGCUCGCCUGGUCAGUAUUGUUGCCAUUAUCCUGGGCGUGGUCAUCAUCACAGUCUACGUCUCGGUUCAAGUUACCCAUUGAACUUGUGAGAGACGACCUUUCAGCAAGUAAACAAGUGAAAAAUAUCACUCAGAGAUGCAUGUAUUAGAAUCUGGUUAGCAUUUGCUUGACAAAAAUAAUGAAAAUCCUGAUGUAAACUUGUCAGGUUAAAACAGAGAAGGAAGAAAAUGCAGAUUUGUUUGUGGUCAGAAGGACUCAGAAAUGUUUCCUUUUGGAAUACGAACUUCUCAAAAUGAAGAGGAAGAGCGACGUAUGAGGAGAGAGUGACUUUCUCUGUCUGAGACGGGGCUUUUGGAUUUUGGGUUUGGUCUCCAAACUUUGGACAGCUGCAUAUAAUCCUCAUAUAUUCCUCAUUGAACCUUUUGCAUUCAAAGCAUAUACAGCUACAAAUAUAUUUGAAAUGUGGAUAUAGCAAAAUACAUAUGUACAUUGUACAUGUACAUUUUAUAUAAUGUUUGUAUGCCAAGUGGUGCUGGGUUUGUUAAGACCACUACAGUGGCUGCUUUGUCAGCGUCUGGAUUAUCAGUAGAAACUCGAAGGUUUGUGAAAGGGUGAAUUGGACGUGAUAAUUUUUAUUUAUUAUAAUCUUUCAUUAAAAAAAAAAAAAGACCAACUGCAUGUCUGAAUGUAGAUCACCAAAUCUCUGCCUUCAUUUUGACUGUUAUUAGAUCUUUCUUUUGUUGUUAAGGAGUCCAAGAGGCUAGCAGGUUUGCACAUGGAAGACUGAUUUGUGUACAACUAAUUAUCCUCUAAUUAUUUACCACAAACUUCACUUGGUGUCAGUUACAACCUCAGUUUUGUUGGUGUUCAACUUUUACCCUUAGAAUGCAUUUUACAUGUCAGAUUUACUACCCACAUGCCGCGCGUGUGUGUGUGUGUAUGUGUGCGUGUUUACUACCUUUCUAAAUCAUAGCUCCCUAUUUUGCAUUGUUACACAUUGACUGUUAAAUGUCAUUGAGUGUUUCACUGAAUGUUUUUCCAGCUUGUUGUAUUGGUAUAAAAUGUAUUUAUAUGGGAAAAUAUAUAUGCAAUAUGUACGCAUGCUAUGGGCAAAAUGGGCUGACACAAAAACAUUUUUAACAGUGAGCAGGUCUGUAAGUUUAACUUAGUAACAAUGAAUAGCAUUUGAAAAAAAGAGCAUUCCUUGAAGUCCAAGCCUGACAAAUUGUCUGUAUUCAUGAUUUUAUCAUAGAGAUGCAGUAUAUUAAUCCCCCUGUGGAUACGCAGAACAGUGUACGAAGUACCAGGCUUAUGAGCACAGAUAAAAUCACUGUAAUGCCAUGUAGCUUUUCUUUGGGCAAUAAUCUUAAUUGUUCUUUUCAUCUU